Nematolebias whitei (Rio pearlfish) is the source of this 1077-nucleotide messenger RNA. RefSeq names its product HtrA serine peptidase 3a (gene htra3a). Bases 1 to 1077 code for a protein of 358 amino acids. The transcript has 9 exons. Gene Ontology annotation, biological process: proteolysis. Lineage: Eukaryota; Metazoa; Chordata; Actinopteri; Cyprinodontiformes; Rivulidae. Gene Ontology annotation, molecular function: protein binding; serine-type endopeptidase activity. The record is from RefSeq and is a predicted model, not a curated record.
AUGACGCAGCUGUUUCUUCUCGUCGGCGCAGGUCAGUCCCUGGUUCGUCUCAGCAGCCCUCGCUACAAGUUCAACUUCAUCGCUGACGUAGUGGAGAAGAUUGUGCCUGCUGUCGUCCACAUCGAGCUGAUUGUGAGACAUCCCCUGUUUGGUCGCCACAUGCGUCUGUCCAGCGGUUCUGGUUUCAUUGUGACCCACUCGGGUGUGAUCGUGACCAACGCUCACGUGGUAACCACGGCGGCCACGCUGAGCGGCAGGCCGCAGCUGCGCGUUCAGCUGCACGAUGGCGAUGCGUACGAGGCGGUGGUCAGAGACGUGGACAGGAAGGCAGACAUUGCCACCGUUAAAAUCAACCCUCAGAAAAAGCUCCACGUGCUUUCUUUGGGCCCUUCAGCUGAUCUCAGACCAGGAGAGUUUGUGGUUGCCAUCGGCAGCCCGUUCGCUCUGCAGAACACCGUGACGACCGGCAUCGUCAGCACCGCCCAGAGAGACGGCAAAGAGCUGGGCAUCAGGGACUCUGACAUGGACUACGUCCAGACCGACGCCAUUAUCAACUACGGUAAUUCUGGAGGACCUCUCGUGAACUUGGACGGUGAGGUCAUCGGCAUCAACACCCUGAAGGUGACGGCAGGGAUCUCUUUCGCCAUCCCCUCAGACAGGAUCAGCCGCUUCCUCACGGAGUCGCAGGCCAAACACAGCGAAGAGAAGCUCAGACUGCAGAGACGACGUGUGGAGGAUCCACAGUCGGAUGCAGAGUUAUCACAAGACAACAGAUAUUACAUAGGCAUCAGGAUGAUGACGGUCACCAGAGCUCUCACAGCAGAGCUGAAACUUCAGCAGCCAGACUUUCCUGAUGUGAGCAGUGGAGUUCUGGUGCAGCGGGUCGUACCGAACACACCAGCAGAGAGAGGAGGCAUCAGAGCCGGUGACGUUAUCCUGAAGUUGAACGGAACGCCGGUCCUCACCAUUUCAGACGUCUACGACGCGCUGCAGAGCCAGCGGCCACUUCUCCUCGAGAUCCGCCGAGGAAACGAUGACUUGCUGUUUCACAUCCACCCUCAGCAGCUGCCGCCCUGA